Pseudovirgaria hyperparasitica is the source of this 497-nucleotide messenger RNA. RefSeq lists its product as uncharacterized. The transcript has a single exon. Lineage: Eukaryota; Fungi; Ascomycota; Dothideomycetes; Acrospermales; Acrospermaceae. The record is from RefSeq and is a predicted model, not a curated record. Bases 85 to 339 code for a protein of 84 amino acids.
AUGUGUUCAACAUACAGGCCAGCAUCGCCCUAAUGGAUUGGAUGGAAGUCCGUGCGUGGUUACCUAAGCACUCUUUUGCGGAACAUGGAUACGCCGGCAGAGGCCGGCCCGAGUUACAGGGGUAUAUCAACUCGACAGCAUCAGAUGUAUUCGUCUUCAGAUCACUUUACUGCAAAAAUGGUCGCGGACUGUGCCUUGGCUGAGUGCGUAUCAUCCAAUCCAAUCGUCCGAGAGAUCCUCCAACCGUGUGACAUGUCACAGAAGAAGGCGGUCGCUCCCCCAGAUACCUGGUUCGUCAGCCCACUGGCCAUGUACGCCUCGUUGUUGUGGGUCAUGUAAAGGAUGUCUCUGUGAGCACCUGUGGCGUAAGAAGGCGAGGUACUCUGUGAUGAAUAAGGCCAUAUCUUCCCCCUGGCACUUACUUCAUCUAGAUUCAAUAAGGGUCCUAGCUACAUCAUGUCUGAACAGGAGUUGCUUUGAGCUACCAGCAAGUUUAA